AUGUCAUCAAGCACAGCACUUAAAGAUCAUUCUAGUCCUCUUCCAGUGUGUGACACGUGCUUCUCUCGAAAGGUCCGUUGUGACAGAGGCAAUCCAUGUGGUAACUGCCAGGAUAACAAUACCACAUGCUCUCGUCAGCGAGUCACGAAGCGAGGCAAAAACAGCAGCCAGCUGGCCGUGGUGAAAAACAGAAGUCGAACGCGUCCAAAAUCAAAAUCACCACAAGCAACUCCAACUCCUCAAGAUCCGCAUAUUUCUCCACCGGGACUGCACGAUUAUUCCGCAACUACACCCAACACAUUUCCUAGGCUGGACUAUCAACAGUCUCAUGGAGAGUCUCCGGGUUCCGAUAAACCUCUCUCGCUUCAUGAUGCUCACGCCACCAUUCAGUAUCACCUAGACAAUCUGAAAUGGCUCACCAUCAAUCGCCGCCAGAUCUUGGAAUCGGGGUUGGGCCUUGCUUCUCAACUCUCAGAGAAUUUCGAGGAUCCCGUGCAAGUUGUCAGUGACAUCACUAUCAAUGAAGAGCAAAUAAGAACACCUUCGUUUGAAUUAUUAAUCUGGAUGUUAAAAGACAUCAGGGAGGCAAUCUUUGGUUCAUUUGUUAGGGAUUACUUCAGACAUAUAUCCGAAGCAACACUCAAGCAAAUGGGACUAAAUCUCCUUCAUAGGACCGGAUUGCCUCACGACCUGCUCAUCAGCACUGUCUGUGUCAAUUCCAUGGCCUCUAAGUUUCUAACUGCCAUCACCGCCACUGGUAUCGACAGUGAACUGAUCCACGAAAUGACACAUAACGUAGCCCAAUUCCAGGCGGCAGCAAAAGUAGCUCUUCGGAGCAUCUCUCUUUUAACGAGUCCUUCGCUGGGACUCUUACAGGCUCUUCUUUCCGGUAUAUUCCUCCAUCAAGGAUCCGGCGACAUCACUGUAUGCUGGGAGCUUAUCAAAGCUGCGUGUAGGGUAUGUAUGAGUCUAGGUCUUGACACUAUCAUGAAGUCAGGAGGCACUGUGAGUGAAGAACAGUAUUACUGUGUCGCUUGGUGCUAUAUUCUGGAUAAGAAUUUUACUUUCAAGAUCGGAAGAUCCCACCCUUUACUUGAUAUUGAAAUUGGACACUUCAUUUCCAACCAUCAGCAUCCCAUCUCGGAUCUCUUUCAAAUUUACAUGAGUCUUGCUAGAGUACAGGCUGCUCUCCUGCCAUACCUUAGGGGACGCUCAUCGAUUUUGACAGGUGGUCUAUCUUCUUCCCAUGGAAUUGGGAAACUUUGGUUGGUGAAUAUGCAACAAAUCCAAGAGAGGAUUGUGCAUAUUUCGAGUCCAUAUCCGGACUGGAGAGGGCUGGAUGCUCAAUCUGAAAUAUCAGCUCUCCAAUUCGCCUAUCACUCGAUUAUGACCACCAUCUUCCAUAUCACUGAGGGUGCAGGAGACCAGCCUAUUGAUAUACGGAAACAGUGUUUAUUAAAAGCCCACCAGGGUAUAUCUUCACUAGUUUCGAUAUGUAUAUCUGCCGAAAGGCAAAACACAGUGGCCUUGUUGCACUGGACACUUCUCGUCUACCCGAUCACCGCAUACUUCGUUCUAUUCUGCAAUGUCAUCGCAACAUCAGAUACCGACGACUUCAAACUCAUGACCACGAUUACCGAUUGCUUGACCCGCAUUGAAACAACAAGCCGUCCAAUUAUUCAAAUACGAACGAUCUUCCGGCGCUUUUUAUCUCUCGCCGGAGAAGUUUUCGACAAUGAGUCAAAUGCAACGGUUUUAAGCCAAGAUCAUCAAGUACAGUCUCAGUCAACUACAUUGCAACCUUGGAUGCCAGACGACCUAUUUCUACCUUUGACGGCCGACGCUGUCUCUCCUUUCUCCCCGUCUUUACUGGCUGGGAUGGAGGAUUUCUCUGAGAUACCCUUUUUUCCGGAGGAUGAGACGUUUAUACCCUUUAGCUAUCAUUUUCCUGAUUUCGGAAAUGAUCCUAGCAUCUGA
This is a messenger RNA of Penicillium hordei, 1977 nucleotides long. RefSeq names its product Zn(II)2Cys6 transcription factor. The coding region runs from base 1 to 1977 and encodes 658 amino acids. Gene Ontology annotation, biological process: DNA-templated transcription; regulation of DNA-templated transcription. The record is from RefSeq and is a predicted model, not a curated record. The transcript has 7 exons. NCBI's taxonomy places the organism in Eukaryota, Fungi, Ascomycota, Eurotiomycetes, Eurotiales, Aspergillaceae. Gene Ontology annotation, molecular function: DNA-binding transcription factor activity, RNA polymerase II-specific; DNA binding; zinc ion binding.